Molecule: messenger RNA, 811 nt
Organism: Dreissena polymorpha
Lineage: Eukaryota; Metazoa; Mollusca; Bivalvia; Myida; Dreissenidae
Product: zinc finger MYM-type protein 1-like
Exons: 2
Coding region: 440-811 (123 amino acids)
Source: RefSeq, a predicted model, not a curated record
UAGUCAUCGUUAUAUAAAUAAAUGUAAAAUCCCAAAAAAAUCGCCGCCCCAAAACCAGUAUUUUUGUAAUCACGCGCCGUCAGUGCAGAAGCCAUGUGUCCCCUAGGUAAAAUAAUGGGAUGGUUGGAACCUCUUAAUGUUGAUGGCAACAUUAUUCAGACACUAUAAUGUUUAUUUAACUUGCCUGGCAAAACAACCCUUCUUCGAAACUGCUUGAAUCAUAAACACACUGUCAGUGCUAAUGUCUUCACUGUUUAUCUCAGACUGCAGAACAUUCCAGGAAUUAGACAGUAAUGACCAUUAGUAUCAUGUCAACAGUCUCUGCAAUCAAAUACGCGUGAAAAACAUUCAUUAGUUUGAAAAUAUUUUUGUUCUCUAAGUACAUCAGUUAUUAUUUGAUUAGAAAUCAUUGAAACAAUAUCAUAUAUGUAAUUGUUUAAUGUUCAAAAUGAGUAUUCCUAAUCAGCCUCGAAAUUUUGCGUUUCCUAAGCGUACAUUCGGGAAGAAAAAGCCAGAACAGCGUUCAUUCCAAUCUUGUUGGUUUGAUUCCUUCACAUGGCUCCACUACGAUGAGAGCCGGGACCUUGCGUUCUGCCACCUCUGCAUGGCGGCCAAGAAGUUGGGCAAGAUCGGCAACACGAAGGUGGACGGCAGCUUCAUCAGUGAUGGCUUCUCCAAAUGGAAAGCGGGUACCGAGAAGUUCCGGAAGCACGAAAAAAGCGAGUGCCACAAGGAGGCGGUCGAGCGACUGGUGACGCUUCCCGCCACGACGCGUGACGUGGGGGAGAUGCUGUCAGCGGGGCACGCUUAG